Molecule: messenger RNA, 198 nt
Organism: Ambispora gerdemannii
Lineage: Eukaryota; Fungi; Glomeromycota; Glomeromycetes; Archaeosporales; Ambisporaceae
Source: the annotation of a GenBank genome assembly
AUGGUAGGAAUUGUCAAAUAUUUGUGUGCAAGUUGUGGAUAUAGGGAUAGGAAUCGAUUUUCAACCCAAAAUCGAUUCUCGUGCACAAAGUACGACGAUGACGGCGAUGUCAUAACUGUUGAGAUACUACGCGGUAAAUAUGAUAUAGAAGCGAUUGAAGUAUUGUCAUCCGAUCAAUAUCAUUAUCAGAGUUAUUAA